Molecule: messenger RNA, 1631 nt
Organism: Lolium rigidum
Lineage: Eukaryota; Viridiplantae; Streptophyta; Magnoliopsida; Poales; Poaceae
Product: protein ROH1-like
Exons: 1
Coding region: 46-1269 (407 amino acids)
Source: RefSeq, a predicted model, not a curated record
GCGCGAGAUCCGCCCCGCCUCCGGCCGGCGACCCCGCCGGAGGCCAUGCCGGUGACGGACUACCAGGGGUCGUCCGCGUCCCCCUCGCCCUUCUCCUUCGGCUCCCUCCUCUCGCUCCGCCGGGACCACGCCACCAUGCCCUCGGGCGAGGAGGCCGACCUCGAGCUCUUCCAGCGCCACCUGGCCACGUACCUCGGGGAGCUCGUUCCCGCGGAGGCGGCCGAAGGAGCCGCCGUCGAGGAGAUCCUCUCCGUCUCCUGGAUCCGCCGCCUCCUCGAGGCCUUCAUCCUCUGCCAGGAGGAGUUCCGGGUGGUGGUGGCCCAGGCGCGCCGCCGCGGGGCGCUUCCCGCCGCCGCCGAGAAGCUCGUCGCCGAGUUCCACGAGAGGGCCGUCAAGUCCCUGGACGUCUGCAACGCGGCGCGCGACGGCGUCGACCAGGUGCGCCGCUUCGAGCGCCUCGCCGACAUCGCCGCGUCCGUGCUGCUCGCGCCCGGGGAGAUCCACGAGGGCCAGCUCCGCCGCGCCCGCAAGGCCAUCUCCGACCUCGCCGUCCUCCUCGUCGACGACACCACCGCGGCCGCCAGCGGCGGCGUCGCCUCCUUCCUCGGCGCCCACCGCAACCGCUCCUUCAGCCGCGCGCGCGCGUCCCCGUCCCGCGCCGGCGCCGCCGUCGUCGGCUCCUCCGCGUCGGCCUCCCACUUCCGGUCCCUCUCCUGGAGCGUCUCCCGCACGUGGUCCGCGUCGCGCCAGCUGCAGGCCAUCGGGGCCGGCCUCACCGCGCCGCGCGCGCACGAGGGAGGCCUCGCGGCGCCGGUCUACGCCAUGGGAUGCAUACUGCACUACACCUCCUGGGCGCUCGUCACCGCCGUCCCGUGCCCGGACCGCUCCAGCGCGCUCCUGGCGCACCACCUGCCCGUGGCGCCCGCGCGCGCUGCAUUCCCCUGGGCGCCGCCGCUCCUUUCCCUGCAAGAACGCCUAACCGAGGAGGGCAAGCGCAAGGAGAGGCGCUCCUCCUGCGGCCUGCUCAAGGAAAUCCACGUGCUCGAGAAAUCCACACAGAAGCUCGCCGACGCGAUCGACGCCGCCCCCAUUCCCCUCUUUGGGGACAGGGAGGUCGACGUGCGGGAGGCCGCCGCAGAGCUCGCCGCCGUCUGCGCGGCCAUGAGGGACGGGCUCGAGCCGCUGGAGAAGCAGGUGCGCGAGGUGUUCCACCGCAUCGUCCGCAGCCGCGUCGAGGGACUCGAUUCCUCCAUGCACAAUGCCGAUUGAUCCGGCCCCAUCACCUCAAAAGCCUCACCUUCUUCGAUCGGGCAAUGCGGUGGCUGUAGGUAGCUUUCUUCUUUCUCGGUUUGCUUCUUUCUGCUCCAAAUCGUAUUAAGUAUAAAUGUGUAUGUACCUUCGGUGUAAAGGAAGGGGAUUAGGAAGGGGCCGUCGUCAUGCUAAGAUGGCUGCUUGGGUCUCCCAUGUUUUUUUUUUUUGUGAUUGCGUUUCGGUAUAUAUGUUGUCAAAUUUUUGUUAGUAGAAGUUUGGUGUGUCCACGGCUAAUGGUGAUUCGAUUUAUGUUCCAGAGCUCACCAAGGUCAAUUUGAUCUCUGUCAUAGUUAUGAAAUGAAGAGAAUUUCCUUCACCUG